AAACGGAGCCGAUCGUUUAACCUAUUCUUCCAUGGGGCUUUGUUUGAGGUUAACUGUACUUGAUUCCCACCCUUGCGUCCUUAUUCGCGCGCCACCUGGCCCCGUCAAAUCCUGCGCUCCGAGUAGAUCCUUACGCCUUUCUUUUUCUCCUCCCCAUCUCAUCCAUUACACUUGACCUCAGGAUGGUGGGCAGAAGAGGAAAAAGAGGUGUCGGUGCGGCACAUACUCCUAGCCUGGCUACGCGAUCCCUAUCUACGCGUCGUGCAUCAGUCUCUGUCUCAACACCAACGCCCCGCGGGCGUGGGGGUGGACGCGGGAGAGGUCGCUGGGCUAAUCGUUAUGCUCGCGGUGGUCUCCCAGCACCUGUAGUGACACGGGAGGAAUCCCCCAUUUCUCAUUCACUGAUCAUCAAGUUGAGCAUUCCCGGUGACAGGCUCGCUGAAUUCGCGGGCGAUGCCUCACCAGAAGAUGAUGAGCCCUCAAUGGCUCUGUCAGAAAUGAAUGGUAAAAUUCCGACGACUCCGCGUCGGCGCUCCAAGCGGGCCCUGGCGGUCCCCGAAUCAUCCAGGGAGACUCGCUCAGCUCGCCUCACAGCUCGUCAGUCAACUCGACAGAAGGGCCCCGGGGAUGACCUCGAACAUCCCACUCCCAGCAAGGAAAUGGAAGGAAUUGAACAUGACGACAUGCAGAAUGGCGAGUAUGAGACGCAGCAGAUCACGAAAGCGUCUCAAACGCCUGAAAUCCUUGAUACGUCUAAUCACCAAGAAAUUGAUGAUCCUCAUCAGACGGAAGAUGAGCCUGAAUCGUCCGCAUCAACGAAACCAUCUUCAGAUGAGGCUACUCCUGAGGUUUCCAAUGUGAACAAAGAGUUCACUUCACCUCGCCUGUCACGCAAGCGCAAGUCAAUUGAAAUGAAAGAUGAGACUCAAUCUCCUGAUCCCAUCCCGAAAAGGCCCAAGCUUGAGGAGGCCGAAGCUACCCCAGAGAGCACUCUCCAGAAUGGCAUGCACACGACAUCCCAGGAAACCACCCCGGAAGACGCGGCUAUGGCGGAUCCUGAUGUUGAACCCCUUGUUGCCGCGCCUGCCAAAAGAGGUGGCCGUGGUCGUGGCGGAUUUCGGGGACGGGGCCGCGGUCGAGGCCGCGGUCGUGGUAGUCGUGGCGGUGCCAUUGGGCCCGUUCGCUCGACGGCAGCCCGUGCAGGUCGUGCAGGCCGAGGAGGCCGCGGAAGUCGAGGAGGACGUGUUCGUGCAAGUGCGACUGCAAUUCGACGAGGCGGUAAGAGAAUCGAAGAUGAAAUCUGGGAUAGUGAAAGUCGACGACGAUCCCCUUCUCCCAUUCCCCUCACUCAACCUAUCAAGGAUCGCCAAGAGGAAUUAUCUGUUAUUUUCAAGAAAGUGGGACAAGUCCAGCAAUUGGCAUUGGCUGUACUCGCCGACCAUUCCAUGCAGAAGAUUGCCAAGGAUAAGAAUGCCCACAAAGACUGUCCUGAAUGGCCUCAGGUGCAAGUGGAACUUGCGGAGUUUGAGCGAAGGGCCAUGAAACGCCUCAAGGCUGAUUAUGAUUGCAAUGUGAAAGCUUCGGAGAGGGUUUAUCAGGGUGAGAUCCAUGCUGUUGAGCAUCGAACCAAGGAACAAAUUACAAACAUACAGGACGAACUGUACUACAUCGCCCGGGGAAAGUUUAUUGAAUUGGUCGCAGGCCAACGGGUUGCCGAAGAUGAUGAGCACACUGAGACUGAUGGAUCAGACCCCGAUGCCGAAGAGCCGCAAUAUCUAUUCCGGAUCGGCAAGCCUGGAAUCAAGGAAGUCCAGCGCGGUUUCUUCUCUGAACAUGCGCGAACACCAGAGGGAGCCGUUGCUUAUUGUCGCGGCAUGGAGACUUGGGAAGACUUCAUGAUUCAAGUCCGUAUGGGUGUCGAUGUCAAUCCACAGAUCCGAGCACUGAGCUCAGGAAAUGAUGCCGAGACCCAAAGCCUGGUCGACCAGUCCAUGCAAAUUCUCCUAGAGGCAUCCAAGACUGUCGGCGAGCAAGACGUUGGCAGCAGGAUCAACUCUGUUGAUGGAGCAGCGGAGCCUGUUCCUCGAGCAUUGUGCGCGUUGGCUGAUAUCGCUCUCGCGGAGCCGAUGCCAACCCAACUGCCUCAGAUGCGAACAGACCCUAAUAUGCCACCCUCUCACCGGCCUAUUUUGUCUCAGCCCUCGCAAGCGCCCCCUCCACCCCCGAGCAUGAGCCAUGGCCCGACUGAUCCUCGGUCGUUUAUUUUGCCUCGUCCAACUCCAACCCAGCAACCUCGUCGCCUACUCCCCGCACGAGGGCAACUGGGUCUUCCUGAUCCGUUUUCCUCUAUGAAUGGACCUCCUCAACUGCCACCACCUCCGGGUUCUAACUUUGCGCGUCUGCCGCUUCCAAAUUACUUGUCUCCCCCCCGGGCCUCAUUCUCACGGGCCCCCUCCUCCAGGUCCCCACACACAUGGACCUCCCCAAGGCCCUCCAGGUCCCCCUGGACCGCCUUCUCUCUAUUUCCCAUCACCUCACGGACAUGGGCCUCCUCCACAUGGACAUGGGCCUCCGCCACCUCGCCGAUAUUAAAUAUGAAAGAUUGA
Messenger RNA from Penicillium pulvis, 2606 nucleotides. RefSeq lists its product as uncharacterized. The transcript has 4 exons. The record is from RefSeq and is a predicted model, not a curated record. NCBI's taxonomy places the organism in Eukaryota, Fungi, Ascomycota, Eurotiomycetes, Eurotiales, Aspergillaceae. The coding region runs from base 183 to 2606 and encodes 807 amino acids.